Messenger RNA from Trichomonas vaginalis G3, 2721 nucleotides. RefSeq lists its product as uncharacterized. The record is from RefSeq and is a predicted model, not a curated record. The coding region runs from base 1 to 2721 and encodes 906 amino acids. Lineage: Eukaryota; Parabasalia; Trichomonadida; Trichomonadidae. The transcript has a single exon.
AUGCACGGAAGUGGUUACCACAGUAAACCUGGUGGUAGCUACAAUGAAAACUCACAUCAAAGAGGUCGUGCAAACAAAUCAUUAGAGUUUAUAAACUCAAAACAUGAUCAAUUCGGUCGAAGUACUUUGGAUAAUAUUCCAUAUAGGUCAAAUGAUCAGUUUUAUGUCUCAGCAUCGCCACGAAAAUACUCUUUUGGUUAUUCCUAUAGUUCUUACGACAGUUAUGACUAUUAUUCCGAUUAUUAUUCAUCAGUAACUCAUGGUUACUCUUCAAGUCCAAGACAAACAUACGAAACAGGUGGUGAUGAACUACCUUCUGUGUAUUUUGAUUCAGAUGUUGAAGAAAAUUCAAAAUUGAAUACAUCGAAAACCUUAGAAAGUUCGUCAUCAAAAUCUGUUUCACAGACUUCCACAGUUAGUAUACCAAUUUUUAGAUUUCCUUCUGAAUCAAAAAGUUCAAGAAACUCAAAUUCGAAAUCGAAUACUACAAAAAGCACGAAAGGUCAUUACAAACCGCCACCUUUAAAAGAAUUUACCAAUGUAUAUUCAACAACAGAUACAGAAUCGACAUUACCUCCAAAACCAAAACAAGAUUUAUUAUCUCCUGCUCCAGGAUUUAUUUUACAUCUUGACACACCAUCUGAGAUAGAUCACACAGACUAUGGACACCCUAUACGACCGAGAAAUGUUAAGCCUCGCAAGCCACCGCCAAUUUUACAGGAAGAACAAAAGAAAAAGAACACUCAUACACCUGUUUACGAAGCGCCUCUACAAAAGAUUGCAGAAUCAUACAGAAAAGCAGCCCAAGAAGAACAGAAAAAAGAAAAUGCGAAAACCACUCCAAUUAUUCCGAAAAUUACUCCAAACAAUCCACCGCCGGUUGAAGCAAUAGAUCAAAUACCGAAGCAGAAGAAGACAAAACCGCAAAAAGUGGUUACUCUUGAUGAAAUUAAAGAAAUCAAAGAAAAAACUAUUCCGAAACAGACUCCAAUCAAGGCAGACACUCCUAAAUCAAUAGACAUAAUAGAAGAGAAGCCAAAACCAAAGAAACCGAAGAAAAACAAAAAACAGAAAAAGAAUUACGAAGAACCAAUCGUAAUUUUCACAGAUAGUCAGUCAGUUCAAUCUACACAGAGCAUAAAAACACAACCAAUCAUUCAACUUAUAUCUGAACAGAAAAGUGACAAUAAGGAACCAAAAAGUGACAAAAAAGAAACAAAAACAACAGAUAAUAACAAAACAUAUAAUGAUGCAAAAAGUGUUGCAAAUUAUAGACCAAAAAGUGAAAUUAAAGAUAAUGACUUCAAAACUGACAUUAACGAAAUCAAAAGUGACAAGUACGAUGCAAAAAGUGUCAUGAAUGUCAAAAAAUAUAAAACUCUCACAGAUACUAAAAAUAAUGAUGAUAUCAAAUCACUUGAUCUUACAAAAAGUGACAAAAAUAAAUCUUCUAAUGAUAAUGAACCAAAAAUUAAAACUAAUGACGAUACAAAAAGUGUCAAAAAUAAGAUAGUUACUGAUAAUGAUAAAAAUGAUGAAAAUGAUCAUAAAUCAACUGUUGAUGUUCAUUAUAUUAAUGUAGAAAAUUCAGAAAGUGAAAUAACCAGACAAAAACAAAAUCAACUUCAGAUAAAACUUGAUGGAAAAGUUGAAUUUAAUAAUCGAAGCGGUUUUGCUCUUGAUAAAAUCAUGAAUUCCGAACAUGACGAAUUAGAUGAUGAUUCUUUCUUCAAGGAUUCAAUGACAGGAAAGCACAUGGCAGAUGAAGAUGAUGUUGUUGAAUUAGAGAGUCCUUUCAUGUUCCAGAAACAAUUUUUCUCUCCAAAUCAAACAGAAGACAAUUCCCUUUCUCUGAAUACAAACCAAACAAACAGAGCUGUCGCUGAAACAAUUUCUACAAUAUCAAAGCCAAAUGAUGAUGAUUUGGACGCAAAAUCUUUGUUCGUAAUCAAAGUUCAAACACCAAAGAAAAAUGAUGAUACAAAAAGUGUCAAGUCAACAUUUGUCAAAAAGUCAAAACACUCAAAACACAAAUCAACGGCUGAUGAAACAAAAAGUGACAGUAGAGAGCCAAAAAGUGGCAUCAGGGAAAUUAAAAGUGACAAUAAAUUACCAUCACCAAAAUUUGAAGAACCAAAGACAGAAAUUGAUCAAAUUAAACCUAAGAAAUCUGACGGAAUUAAAUCGAAAUCUUCUCAAGAAAGCCUGCCAAAAGUUCAAAAGAAUGAUUCUAUUUAUUAUGAAUCUGAUGAAUCAAUGAACUUAAAUUUGGAUGAGUUAUUAAGAAAGUAUAAGAAGCAAAAUGUGACAUUAGAAGUAAAUGAUAAUGAAGGAGUUGGUUCGUAUUUGCAAGAGCCACCAAAAUCUGCAAGAGUUCUGUCGAAACCUGUUGAAAUGGAUGAUUCUAGAAGUCAUAAAAGCCAUAAACAUUACGAUGUUCCUGAAACAAUACAGAGUGUAUUGCCGACAAUGGACAGUGAAGUUAAAAGUGCAUUCCGAUGGGAAUAUUAUCAAGAAACUGUUCCAAAUGUCGAGAAAAGUCAAUUAAUGGAUAAAAAUGAUAAAUUAUUGCCAUCUAUUCCAAAUCCAUCGGAACCAGUCUUAGGAUGGUUGAAAUUCCAAGUUGGCUUCAUUCCUAUUUGUGACAACAGUGAAAGCAUCCAAAAAGCUUCUCAAAUAUAUGAUUUUGAAUCUUUGUUGAAAGAAAUGAGAAAAGAAUAA